AACGUAAAGCAUUUCACUAGUUAAUAAGAAGCUUGAUCUAUGGAGGUCAUUCUAAUUGCCCUGUGUAAUAAGCUAGUGGCAAGUACCCACUAGUCCAGUACACACACAUAUUGAAUCCAUACCACAGGCAUAUAGGUUCUGGAAUAUUUGGGAUGGUCAAUCUGCUGUCUAUGGUGUGGAGGAAAAUCCUGCGCAAGAGAUGGGUGCUAGGUAUUGUUUUUGGGCUGUCCCUUAUUUAUUUCCUCACAAGCACCUUCAAGCAGGAAGAACGAACAGUCAGAGACCGCACCCUUCUUCAGACACAAGAUCAGGACCAAGACAUCCGGUGGAAAGUUCAUUUUAACUUGGGGAACAGCAGCAGGAUCAAUGAUCAAUGUCGCAACUCUGUGCAAGGGAAGAUGCUCAUCACAGAUGAUCUUGGUUAUGUGUGUGAACGCAAAGAGCUUCUGGCUAAUGGCUGUUGUAAUAUCAAUAUUGCCAGCACAAGACGGUAUAGCUGUGACAGCUGCCUUGCCAAUGGCUGCUGCAGUGUAUAUGAAUUCUGUGUAUCAUGCUGCCUGCAACCUAAUAAGCAACUUCUGUUGGAACGCUUCUUAAACCGAGCAGCCAAGGCUUUUCAGAACUUAUUUUUGGCUGUGGAAGAUCAUUUUGAACUCUGUUUGGCCAAAUGCAGAACAUCUUCACAAAGUGUGCAACAUGAGAACACCUACCGAAAUCCUGUUGCCAAGUACUGUUAUGGAGAAAGCCCGCCUGAACUUCUUCCGAUUUGAGCUGCUAAGGAAAAUGGAAAUGUUGGAGUAGUGUUCAGACAUCAGUUCCUGUAUCUGGUGCUUUCAGCAUCGUGUUUAAGCUGGUUUAAGUUGUAUGUAGCCGAUAUGGCAAUCAACAGAAGCCUAAUGAUGGUAAACUUUAUCAUAAGUCAUUGGAACUUUACUCUUAAAAGAAAUGUUCCACUGACUGGCAACAUGACGCAGAUAGUAUAUUUUAUAUUAAACACAGCUGUGAGGUUUAUCAUAGGAUUCAAAUAAUUUACGCACGUUUUGCUGCUGCCAUGGGGUGCAUUUUUAGUGCUUUCAAUGGACAUUUCAUAAAAGAACACUCCAAUCUUAUGGCUCAGAAGACACUAUUAGGUGCAGAGCUGUGAUAAUCUGAUAAGUGAACUUUUAUGAUAAAGACAUGCUGUACUAUUUGAUAUCUAGACGCAGAGUAUAUAUUUUCCAUUAGAUACCACAUACAACAUGUGUACGGUUAUGGCGUUCCUAAUGAAAUUCCACUAAUGAGCAGGGUUACUGUAGUUUAUUUUGUAAAUAUUUUAAAAUGAAUUUUUUGUGAUCAAAUGUUUUUUUUUGUAGGCUUCAUCUGUCAUUUAUUUGCUGUGUCACAAAUGUAUUUAUUAAACAUAAGAUGUUCCUUAAUAAUGUCUAAAAUUAAAACAGAUUCAGACAGAAAUAUAGAUACUAUAAAGGGUUAUAUGGAUUACAAAUUCAAAGAUGACAAAGAUAAAUUAUACUAGGGCAUUGAAAGCCAGUGUCACAACAAAACUGAGCCAAGAGCCCAUUUUUGUCUAAGAAUGUUACCACUUUUGGUGUGUUUUAAUAGAACACAUAAGAAGGAAGGGAAUUUACCAUGUGUUGUGUUUUUUCUUGCAUAGACUGCAUAGUCACUGGUAACUCCAGUAAGUGAUGGUCCUUUGUCACGUUGUCACUGUGAUUACGUAAUAAAGCAUGCAGUAGUGUUCUACUGCAGAUGUUUUUCUUCAGAACCUAAACUGGUGUCUUACAGUGGGGACAUGCGUAAUACUUAAUUUGUGAAAUGAAACGUUCUUGUCUUAUUGAAACAUCAGGCCCUACUUGCAAGCUUCAUUGUAGUAGUGAUUGAGGACUCAAGGUCUUAUUUUUUGCCUUGCUUCAGGUUUUGUAAAUAAAACAAAUCAUAUAUGAUGGUAUCCUAA
Molecule: messenger RNA, 1951 nt
Organism: Spea bombifrons (plains spadefoot toad)
Lineage: Eukaryota; Metazoa; Chordata; Amphibia; Anura; Pelobatidae
Gene: SPRING1
Product: SREBF pathway regulator in golgi 1
Exons: 5
Coding region: 153-770 (205 amino acids)
Biological process (GO): positive regulation of SREBP signaling pathway
Source: RefSeq, a predicted model, not a curated record